AUGGCGUCGAACGCGUUUGUGUUAUGCAAAGUGCGGCAUAGUGUGAGUCUGUCGCCAUGUCAUGUUAUGAACGCACGUGUGGGUAUCGAACAACAUCUAACGGAACAGCUUAUGCGCUACUCGGAGCCUCUACAAGGCGUCAUACUAAGCUUUAGUAACAUUCAGCUGAACAAGCCUUACGGUGUCAUUGUAAACGAGAUGCCAUAUAUCCAUUGCAAAGUCUUAACCGAUGCGCUCGUUUUUCAACCGAAGAAAGGAAUGGUGCUGCGUGGUUUUGUCAAUAAGAUCGGUAGUAAUCACGUCGGUAUGCUAUUUGCUGGUGUCUUCAAUGGCUCUGUGGCGGAGGCUGAACUUCCAAAAGGAUACGUGCAUAAUUAUGCCCAGGAUUGCUGGUUGAGCGAAAAUGGUUCCUCUAUUUCCGUAGGAAACGAAAUUGACGUCAAAGUGCUGAAUGUUCAUGUUGCGGGUAGUAUGGUCGCGAUUGAAGCCACGAUGCUUUUUAAUGACAUUGUGAAGGCUGUGUCGACGAAGGUGAAGAAAGCCAAGCAUCUCAAUCUGGUUGCUGGAGAACCAGUGACGAAAGAGAAGAAGGUAAAGAAAAGUAAAGGCAUUGAGAAGCAUAAAAAGGUGACUAAGGACAAGAAGCGCAAGCACGACAAAAUUGUUCACGACGAUGCAGUGCGACAAGAAGCUGAGCCCGUUGAAGUAAAAGAGGUGACAUUGAAAAAGCAUAAACACAAGGACAAAGAUGCCAAGAAAAAAAAGAAGCACAAGAAGAGCAAACACGACUAG
This is a messenger RNA of Plasmopara halstedii, 792 nucleotides long. Its product is annotated as dna-directed rna polymerase i subunit rpa43-like. The record is from RefSeq and is a predicted model, not a curated record. The transcript has 3 exons. The coding region runs from base 1 to 792 and encodes 263 amino acids. Gene Ontology annotation, biological process: DNA-templated transcription initiation. Lineage: Eukaryota; Oomycota; Peronosporomycetes; Peronosporales; Peronosporaceae. Gene Ontology annotation, molecular function: nucleic acid binding. Gene Ontology annotation, cellular component: RNA polymerase I complex.